UAAGGUUCCGUGUCAGAACAACAUAUACCCAUGUGAGUGUGGCUCUGGCAGUGAAGAUGCUCUCCUCAUUGAAAGAUAGAGUUGGAAACGUCUUAUUACCGGGAGAUGAGUUCAUCUUUGACACCGACGACACCAUCUCUCUGACGGCUCACGGUCAACCCGAGAAGGUCCUAUGUGGACCCGGUCUGAGGAGGAGCGGGGACCGGGUCCUGGUUUUUAAGAGCGGGGUCCUGAGGCACAAAGAGCCCAACAUGUUCUGGAUCGACUCACAGCAGAAGAGGUACGUCCCUGUUAAAGGAGAGACCGUCAUCGGCAUCGUCACGGUCAAAUCAGGAGACGUUUUUAAAGUGGACUUUGGAGGAAGUGAGCAGGCAUCGCUGUCCUACCUGGCGUUUGAGGGAGCGACCAAGAGGAACCGCCCCAACGUUCAGGUGGGGGACCUGGUGUUUGCCCAGUUUGUUGUAGCCAAUAAGGACAUGGAGCCGGAGCUGGUCUGUGUGGACAGCGUGGGGCGGGCCAACGGGAUGGGGGUGUUUGGAGCGGGAGGUCUGCUGUUCACCGUUUCUCUGGGACUCGUCAGAAGACUGCUCGCCCCCCACAGCGCCAUAGUCCAGGACCUGCAGCAGCUGUUUCCCUGUGAGCUGGUGGUGGGGAUGAACGGCCGCGUGUGGGUCCGCUCCUCCAGCCAUCAGCGGACGCUCAUCAUCGCCAACCUGCUGCAGAGCUGCGACACCAUGACGGGGCAGCAGAGACAGGCGCUGUUUAAACGGGUGGCGGAGUCGGCGCGCUGACCUGAGCCAUGCUGCGGAGCACGGCAGCAGUGUACAGUUCUUAAUGUAAGAUAUUUUAUAUUUGGAAAUAUGACGUUUAUGAAAAAUAAAACAUUAAAAAAUAAACAAA
This is a messenger RNA of Cheilinus undulatus (humphead wrasse), 900 nucleotides long. It is a transcript of the gene exosc3, whose product is annotated as exosome component 3. Bases 57 to 791 code for a protein of 244 amino acids. Gene Ontology annotation, biological process: CUT catabolic process; exonucleolytic trimming to generate mature 3'-end of 5.8S rRNA from tricistronic rRNA transcript (SSU-rRNA, 5.8S rRNA, LSU-rRNA); TRAMP-dependent tRNA surveillance pathway. Gene Ontology annotation, molecular function: RNA binding. NCBI's taxonomy places the organism in Eukaryota, Metazoa, Chordata, Actinopteri, Labriformes, Labridae. The record is from RefSeq and is a predicted model, not a curated record. The transcript has 4 exons. Gene Ontology annotation, cellular component: cytoplasmic exosome (RNase complex); nuclear exosome (RNase complex).